AGGAUCCUAAGGGCAGGCCAGUAGAGAGGCCUAAAUGCUAACGCUCUGGGCUUGGCAAGCAGAAAUUAAUUUUUGUCAACUUUUUAACUCUAGCAUCUAAGCCAGGUGUGGUAAUGCACGCCUUUGAUACCUGCUCUUAGAAGGCAGAGGUAGGCAGAUCUCUGAGUUCAAGGCCAGUCUGGUCUACAGAUCGAGUUCCGGGUCAGCCAGGGCUAUAUAGCAAAACCCUGCCUAAACAAAACAAGACAAAACAAAACAACAACCUCCAGCCACUUGCAAAGAGCCUGACAUGCAUAAUAAAUGCUAAGUGAAUGCUGGAGAGAGAGAGACAGAGAGGGAGGAAGCCCUCUGAUGCCUAGAGACAUGUAUAAUCAAUGCUUAUUUAAUCUGACAAGACCUCUCCUUUGGGAGAAGUUCUCAGAAGUCCUUACCUGUCCCCAGACAUCUGAAACUUCACAAGGGAGGGUGUUGUCUCCAAGGUGAAAACACAUUCCUUACUGCACAUCUGGCAACCGAAACAAGCUCCUCCCAUCAUCUUUGCUGCCCACAGCUGGCAGAACAGCACUUCGUAACACCUACUUAAAAUGCUGGUGCAUCUGAGCCAGGCCUGCCCUCGGGGUCCACCCAGCUGCGUCGCGGGGACCCAGAGAAGGGAAGCGGGACAUCCACUCUCAACGUCACACAGUAAGUUCUCAGUAGACUCUAGGGCUCUUCCCUGCCCAUUGCCAGUCACUGGUUCUCUCAUUUGAUAAGCCACAAGCUCCACAUGUCACCAAGAGGCAGGGGCACACACGUAACUUGGCUGCAAGGGGCUGGAGGUCACACCCCGGAGGGAAGGCUGGUGAGAGGCCACAGCAGAAGAUGUUCCGUGUCAGUCAGGGUCUACCUCAUGGAAUAGAUGGGCUAUUUGAAGUGGCCCCUGAGAAGUAAGCAGGGAGAAGGGCAGAGAGGGCACCUUAGGCGGCAUAAGAACAGCCAGCCUAGGGGAAAUAGGAGUCAGGUGCAUUUAGAUGGCUCGGCUACCGGGAGCAGGGAGGCAGAGAGAUAGGUCUAAGGGAGUGAAGGGCCGCCGCUAGGAGGGGGCGAGCUGGAAACCAGCUGCCCUGGAGACAUGCCCCCUCUAGUCCUUGACAACUACCUUUCUUCCACCAUCACCAACCCCCGCAGAGGACACCCCACCCACUCCCUGAUGCCAGAGGUUAGAUGAGAUGUUACUUUUCCCACCAAGCAGCAGCCACAUGGAAUCCCCCAUGAGCAAGAUGGAAGACUAGGGCAGACCCCAGGAGGAGCCAGGCAGCGGUAAUGCAAAGGUUAACACAGAGGAUGCAGCCUUGAGCAUAGGCGGCGGUGUCCGAGCUGGGGCUGAGAAGCUCAGGUUCUGUGCUGUCUGUACCCUGACCUCAUGCCUGAGCAGUGCAGUUCCUCCUCAGCCUCUGUCUAAGCUAGAGGUGGCAGGGCCAGGCCAAGCAGGGACUCAACUGCCACCGGGCUCAGCCAUGCUUCCCACACCAACACUGUCCCCCACCCCCAGCCACUCUGUUCUUCAUCCGGGACCUGCUUAUCCUUCACCCACCUAGCUUGGGUCUCACGGGGUAGGAUUUAUGAGGGCUGCCCUGCCACGGGUCCUUGGGGUAAUAAAUCACAGUAGAGCCUGUGUGUGUAUAAAGAAGGGCCAGGGGCUCUGGGACUGCAUAGAUCUUAGAAAGCCUUGGCUGAACCAGAUGGACGGAAGGAGGAUGCCGCUCUGUGGACUCUGGUUGAUUCUCUGGAGCUCUUGUGCCUUCAGUCUCCCGACAGGACACACCUGGAGCAGGAUCUUGCUCAAGAAAAUGCCCUCCGUCCGGGAAAUCCUGAAGGAGCGCGGGGUGGACAUGACCAAGCUCAGUGCUGAAUGGGGUGAAUUCACCAAGAGGUCCUCCUUUGGCAACGGCACCUCCCCCGUGGUCCUCACCAACUACCUGGAUACCCAGUACUACGGCGAGAUUGGCAUUGGCACCCCAGCCCAGACCUUCAAAGUCAUCUUUGACACGGGCUCAGCCAACCUCUGGGUCCCCUCCACCAAGUGCAGUCCUCUCUACACUGCCUGUGAGAUUCACAGCCUCUAUGACUCCUCGGAAUCCUCCAGCUACAUGGAGAACGGGACCGAAUUCACCAUCCACUAUGGAUCAGGGAAGGUCAAAGGCUUCCUCAGCCAGGACAUAGUAACUGUGGGUGGAAUCACUGUGACACAGACAUUUGGAGAGGUCACCGAGCUGCCCCUGAUACCCUUCAUGCUGGCCAAGUUUGAUGGGGUUCUGGGCAUGGGCUUUCCUGCUCAGGCCGUCGGCGGGGUCACCCCGGUCUUUGACCACAUUCUCUCCCAGAGGGUGCUGAAGGAGGAAGUCUUUUCUGUCUACUACAGCAGGGACUCCCACCUGCUGGGGGGAGAAUUGGUGCUGGGGGGCAGCGACCCCCAGCAUUACCAAGGCAAUUUUCACUACGUGAGCGUCAGCAAGACUGGCUCCUGGCAGAUCACAAUGAAGGGGGUAUCUGUGGGGUCCGCCACCUUGCUGUGUGCGGAGGGCUGCAUGGCAGUGGUGGACACUGGUGCAUCCUAUAUCUCGGGGCCUACGAGCUCUCUGAAGCUGAUCAUGCAAACCCUGGGAGCCAAGGAGCAGAGCACAGAUGAAUAUGUCGUGGACUGUAACCAGGUACCCACCCUCCCCGACAUCUCCUUCCACCUGGGAGGCAGAGCCUACACACUCACCAGUCUGGACUACGUGCUACAGGAUCCCUACAGGACUGAUGACCUAUGCACAUUGGCUCUCCAUGGCCUGGACAUCCCGCCACCCACUGGGCCUGUCUGGGUCCUGGGUGCCAGCUUCAUCCGCAAGUUCUACACGGAGUUCGAUCGGCAUAACAACCGCAUUGGGUUUGCCUUGGCCCGCUAACGCCCUCGGUGACCCAGUGAGCCUGGUUUCAGGCCGAGGCAAAGCUGGCGUUCCCGAGGACCAUUUUGUCAUCAGGGUUUCCCCCCCUCCCGACAGGGACACUGGACACAGUUCCUGGUGAGUGCUUGUCCCCUCACCUGCGCUCACCCUUCCCUGCUUUGAGGAAAGACAGAAUAAAGACUUCCUAUUUACAGCCUGUUUCCGGUGGAUUCUUGCGUUUGGAGCAGAAGGAGGGAUACUUGUGUGGUCACAUGUGGAGAAGACACAUAGGACAGAUGGGGCUGGAGAUGGAGCUUUGUCAGUAAAGUGCUUGUUUCCUAAGUGUGAGAGCCUGGGUUUGAUCCCCAGAACCCAUAGUUAAAAAAAACAAAAACAACAACAACAAGACCCAGGCAUGAUGGCAACUAGGGGGGUGGGGGGUGUAGAGAUAAGCAGAUCCUUGGGGUUUGAUACCGAUAAUUGAA
Peromyscus californicus insignis is the source of this 3394-nucleotide messenger RNA. It is a transcript of the gene Ren, whose product is annotated as renin. Gene Ontology annotation, molecular function: aspartic-type endopeptidase activity. Gene Ontology annotation, biological process: angiotensin maturation. The record is from RefSeq and is a predicted model, not a curated record. NCBI's taxonomy places the organism in Eukaryota, Metazoa, Chordata, Mammalia, Rodentia, Cricetidae.